UACAUAUUUGCUAUUAGUUAUAUUUCAUAUAACUCUUGUUCCAAGUCAUUGGUAUUUGAAGCCAAAUAUUACAUCAAAUGUUCUGUUCCAACAAAUACCCGCAAUGCCUAUUUCAAUAUCUGAGCAACAAGAGAAUGUCAACAAUCCAAUUAUAACAAGGCAUAAGGAACACCCUUCCAAAAGAUUAAAAUUAAUUGCAGAAGAAACUUCAAGCAAAAGUAAAUAUCAACUAAAAGAUAAUAUGUUACUAAAUAUAAUUAACAAAGAUUUGGAAACAGGUUCAAAUAUUAAAGAAGUUGUAAGUGAUAGUAAGAGUUAUAAAUAUGGCAAAUAUAAAGAGUAUAGUUAUUAUGCAAAGACAUGUGACUAUUUAUAA
Cetraspora pellucida is the source of this 376-nucleotide messenger RNA. The record is from the annotation of a GenBank genome assembly. NCBI's taxonomy places the organism in Eukaryota, Fungi, Glomeromycota, Glomeromycetes, Diversisporales, Gigasporaceae.